Molecule: messenger RNA, 1674 nt
Organism: Haliotis rufescens (red abalone)
Lineage: Eukaryota; Metazoa; Mollusca; Gastropoda; Lepetellida; Haliotidae
Product: solute carrier family 22 member 15-like
Exons: 8
Coding region: 89-1615 (508 amino acids)
Biological process (GO): transmembrane transport
Cellular component (GO): membrane
Molecular function (GO): transmembrane transporter activity
Source: RefSeq, a predicted model, not a curated record
CCUCUAUCUGGAUCCAUCAGUGCAAGCCAAACAACGUACAACUUGGGACGGAUUUCCUUCCGGAAAGUCUUCUAUUACUUCUACUAACAUGACACUUGAAGAUCUCAUCGAAGAUAUUGGGUCCUUUGGACGUUUCCAGAUCCUGAUAAUUCUCAUCGCUGGUACCCCAAAGAUGUUAUUUGGGUGGAGCAUGGUUAUCCCCGUGGUGGCCGGGGUGGUCCCUGACUGGUGGUGCGUGCCGGAGGGUCAGGAUCUCAACACCACCAUGGGGAACUCGUCGGUGUACAAGCAGUGUCCUGUCGCCAACAAUACCUGUAUCAGGGUGUACUCGGAUUCCAUGGUAACAGCUGUCUCCCAGUGGGACCUGGUCUGUGAGAAGGGACAGGUCAGCAAGACCAUCGCAUCACUCCAGAUGGCCGGUGUCAUGGUGGGCGUGGCCUUAGCGGGACAGAUCUCGGACACAUUUGGACGAAAGAAAAUUUUCUUCCUGAACAUGGGACUUCAUUCAGUCUUUUGUUUCAUCGGAGCACUUUCUGUAUCCUGGCAGAUGUACGCCGCCGUACGUUUCCUGGUUGGCAUGACUAUUGGGGCCUUUUUAGGAACUAGCAUCCCCCAUUUGAUGGAGUUCAUGGGCUGCAAAUGGAGAGCGGUUGUGACUGCUUUACCAUUGUGGCCUGUUGGUGGGAUCUUGUGUGCCUUCUUUGGAUAUCUAAUUCCUAACUGGAGAUACCUUCAUGUCGCCAGUGGAGUUUUAUCUGCACCGUUUUUAUUUGGAUGUUUCUUUGUCCCUGAGAGCAUGCGCUGGUUGACUGUAAAAGGUCGUUUGGAUGAGGCUGAGGCUGUUGUCGAUCUCAUUGCUCGACACAACGGACGCACGAAACCAGAGAACACUAGAUCAAGGCUGGAAGAUGUGGCCAAGAAAGAGUUGGAGAAACGAAAAACAUACACAUAUCUAGAUACUUUUCACGGAUGGAUUAUGGCGAAAAAGACCAUACUAUGUGCAUUCAUUUGGUUCACCUGUUCUGUGACGUACUAUGGAAUGAUGUUCGGCGUCCACAGUCUCUCUGGCGAUGUUUUCCUCAACAUCAUCCUCCUCCAACUGGUGGAAAUUCCGGUCUACGUGUCAACCUUCUGGCUCAACAACAAGUUCGGCAGAAAAUGGACGGCUUUUGGCUUCUUGUUGCUAGCAGGAUUUGCAAUGUGCGGGUCCCUCGGGGUCUAUUUGGCGUCUGACAGAGGAAUUAUAGUCAAUGUUCUGGCCCUUGUCGGAAAGUUCGGAAUUGGAGGCGGAUGGAUGGUCAUGUACCUAUUCACUAACGAGAUAUACCCAACUGUUAUCAGGUCUCUUGGAUUCGGCGUGUGCCAGACAGCAUCAAGGAUAGGAGGAGUUGUUGCGCCAAUGUUGCUGCUGAUGGAUGAAAACAACAUAUUGGUACCAUUUAUCGUGAUGGGAGGCAUGCUAAUGAUCAGCUGUGUAUGUCUGGUCUUACUUCCGGAAACCAAAGACACGCCCCUCCAGGACUCACUUCGACAUCCGGGUACCCUGGGUCAUAGGUCAGAGUCAAAGACCUUUGACUUAACAGAAAGGUGCAACAGCGAAACGGAACAGAUCUGACCAAACAGUGUAUUGCGAUCCUUUGCUUGUGUGGGAAGGUUGACUUUAACAUAAAAUCA